Messenger RNA from Contarinia nasturtii (swede midge), 1309 nucleotides. RefSeq names its product mitochondrial ribonuclease P protein 1 homolog. Gene Ontology annotation, cellular component: nucleoplasm; mitochondrion; nucleus. Bases 111 to 1175 code for a protein of 354 amino acids. The transcript is spliced from 4 exons. NCBI's taxonomy places the organism in Eukaryota, Metazoa, Arthropoda, Insecta, Diptera, Cecidomyiidae. The record is from RefSeq and is a predicted model, not a curated record. Gene Ontology annotation, molecular function: tRNA binding. Gene Ontology annotation, biological process: positive regulation of mitochondrial translation; mitochondrial tRNA 5'-end processing.
GCUGUCAGUUGGCCAUGAGGUUAAGUCAGUGUCAUUUGGCUCAAGUUUUAAUAAGAAUAUUCAAUAUUUUUUCUAAGGUUUGUUGUUUAGUAAGGUUUGAAUGAAAGAAAAUGUUGAGAACAAUGUUAUUGUCAACGCGAAUUCAAGUAUCUUCAAAAUGGAACGUUAUACAUGCUGUAUCAAGUCAGUUACGUUUCUAUUAUAAGAAUCCCUAUGAGGUACAACAGUGGAUAUCUACGCUGGAUGAGGCACAACAACAACGUAUUAGGUUCUUUCAAAAUGAAGUUGAAUUGAAACGUGAUCAAGGUGAAAGUGUGCCAACAAUAGAACAACUCACCAUUGAAAACUACCAACAUCUUAUGAAUUCAUCACAUAAUCAACGUAUAAAAUAUUACAACUAUUUAAAUAAAAGGGAAACAUCAAUCGCCGUCACUUUUAAAAAAGAUAAUAUCCGGAAAAAACUUCAUGAAGAAAAAAUUUCAAUGGGUGUAUUUGACGAAAAAAAACCAGAAGGUGAUCAAAAACACAUCGAAUAUGGACUUGGCAAAAUAUCUUUAAUACCAAAAAUUUACGACCGAGCAAUUGACAGAUGGAGAAAUAUGCGAACAUUGUGGCGUGAACAUUUGGGCGCCCCAAAACUGAUAUACGAUUGUAGUUAUUCACACUACAUGACGCGGCGUGAAAAUCAAGAAGCGGCUAACCAAUUGGCACUGGCCUUUGGAAAUAAUCGUCGACAUCUUCAGCCAUACGCGCUUAACUUUUGUGGCAUGGACAAACAAAGUAUGCUAUGGUCAUUACUUUUAAAGAAAAUCCCAACAAUUACUACUAAACCGCUACCACUCCGAAUACACGAAGCUGACGCAUCGGAAGUUUUUCCGAAAGAAAAACUCGUCAUACUCACGCCCAAUUCACCAAACCUAUUGAGAGAGUACAAUAACGAUGAUUAUUACGUAAUUAGCGGCAUUGUUGAUCGCGGUGAUCAAAAACCGUUAUCAAUUGCUAAAGCAAAAGAAUUGAAUAUUCGUCAUGCACGUCUUCCCUUGGAACAGUAUCGUAGAUGUCGAAUGAAUAAAGCAUUGACAUUAGAUCAAAUGAUGAGCAUAAUGCUUGAAUUAAAAAGAACACGCGAUUGGAAUAAAGCAUUUGAUUUUGCUGCAGGACGCAAAUUUUACUAGUUUUACUAGCAAGUAAAAAAAUGAUAAUUUUUAGUAAAAAUAUCCAAUAAAGUCAUUAUAAGCAUUUUUGCAUGAAUGUACUUUUGAUUUAAGUUUGAAUUUCAAAAUAAAAUUGUGUUAUAUUAAAUGUAAAA